AUGUUCAAUAGAUUUCUUGGUGGUGGAUCCUCCAAUCAUCACCAAUUGCCACCAAACAACAAUAACACAAAUAAUAAUAACAUGUUGGCACCACCUCGUAAGAGAUCUUCAUCCUCCAGUUCUGAUCAAACAACAACUCUAACCACUAUUAUUCCGAAGAAUAUCAAACCUUUACCUCCAAUGACUACCUCUCCUACUCUGAUUGAUACUACCAACAACAUCAGUAAUUCCUCCUAUACAGCAUUCAAUUCAUCCUCCUCACAACAACAAUCCAGUGAUUUUAAUAAUACAACAAGAAUUUAUUUAUCUUCAUCAUCAGGGAAUAGAUUAAUAUUAAUUAAAAAUUUAAAUCAAAUUCCAUUGAAUGGAAGGUUUGUUUUUAAUGAUGAGGAGAGUAGGAGAUUGAUAGCUAUAUUCAGGACAAAAAAGAAUAAGAUUUAUGCUAUUGAUGAAUAUUGUUAUCAUAUGGGAGGUCCUUUGGAGAAGGGUGAUAUUGAAGAUUUGAUGGUGAAUUAUAAAGAUAGCAAAACGAGGAAACAUUCAUGUGUAGUGUGUCCUUGGCAUCAUUAUUAUAUUAGUUUGAAAACUGGUGAAUCAUUCUAUUUGGAUAUUGAUCAUACUUAUAAAUCAAAGGGACAAAGACAACGUACCUAUCCUCUGUAUUAUAAUAGUGAAACGAUGGAUUUGUAUUUGGAAUUGGAUUCGAGAUUGGAAUUGAGUUAUUCACCAACAGUUAAUUGUACUGGUUGCGAGAGUGAUAAAAAUCCUAUUAAACCUUUGGAUUCGGAUCACUAUGUAAAAAUUCAUCAACAAAAGUAUUCUAAUAUUGAGAGUAGUAAUACUAAACCUCAUAGUGUUGUAAAUUUGAAAGAGUUGAAAGAAAAACGAGAAUUGAAAAAGAUUAAUCCAGAUAUUGAUUUUCAAAUCAAAAAGGAAUAA
This is a messenger RNA of Naegleria gruberi, 939 nucleotides long. RefSeq lists its product as uncharacterized. Gene Ontology annotation, molecular function: 2 iron, 2 sulfur cluster binding. NCBI's taxonomy places the organism in Eukaryota, Heterolobosea, Eutetramitea, Acrasida, Naegleriidae. The transcript has a single exon. The coding region runs from base 1 to 939 and encodes 312 amino acids. The record is from RefSeq and is a predicted model, not a curated record.